AUGGCGCCGAUGCGAGCUAUUCUUCGUCCCGUGGUUCGCAUGUCGCUCGUGCGUCCGCAGAUUCGUUUAAAGGGCACCAAUCCGUCGCAUGUUCAACCAGAUGGUAAUCUCGGUGGUCCAGGAGGACAACAGCCUGCGCCUUCAAGCCCAGGCGGUCCAGAGGCCCUCAAACGAAGCUGGAUGCCCAUUGCAGCCGCCGCUGGUGUACUCGCUGGGGGUGUUUGGAUCAUGCUACCUUCAAGAGGGAGAUCACCUGAGCAAAUCUAG
This is a messenger RNA of Fusarium sp. VM40, 267 nucleotides long. The record is from the annotation of a GenBank genome assembly. Lineage: Eukaryota; Fungi; Ascomycota; Sordariomycetes; Hypocreales; Nectriaceae.